This is a messenger RNA of Klebsormidium nitens, 5111 nucleotides long. The record is from the annotation of a GenBank genome assembly. Lineage: Eukaryota; Viridiplantae; Streptophyta; Klebsormidiophyceae; Klebsormidiales; Klebsormidiaceae.
AGAAGGACCAGGGAAGAGGUCCAGCAAGUGCUCCAGGAGUAAACAGUGGCAGAGUGGUUGUGGGAGCUGGGAACUGGGAGCUUCCGCAAGGGGAUCAUCACCAAGCUUGUUGCUGUGAGAAGGCAGUCCUGUGGGCGGCCUUCCUCAAGUUGCUCGCGUUUCCAGUGGAACGGCGUACUGCGGACGUGCUCUGUGAGCUGUCCUUCAUUGAGCCCUGUGGGCGUCAGCUGUGUACACUCCAGGCUUUGCAGACAGACUGCCGGCACUCCAGAAGUAAACACACCGGCAGCUCGGCAAAGCACAAUUGCCCCGUCAUCGCUUUUGUCCAGUCAAUUAAAGCAAGAGACGCUGCUCGGUUGUGGGCGGAAAUCCAGCCUGCAAACCAGACCUGGGCAGAGUUUGUUCUAGCUUUCAACGAGGAGUACGGCGUACACAAUCGGGAGAAGCUGUGGCUUGACAUGCUGAACAAGCGUCAAGGCACAUCCUCGGUGGGUGAAUAUACAACAGACAUGUUACGCUUCUUUAUUCUGCUUGACAUUCCUGAGAAUGAACGUGUGCGCAACGGUGGCUCGCUAGAGGUUCGUGUCAACAUGGCGAGCAGCCCUCGUGGUGCUUGCGCGAAAGUACACAAGGAGCUCAUCCAACUUGGAGGCAAAGAUGGAUGCCAGGAGUUCAAACCCUCCAAGUUGGAUCCAGAGACAUGCAAGGGCUGCGAGUGUGACAGGACCUUCCACGAGAAGCUGAAGGUGGGGCCUGCGCAGCAGCCUGUGGGAAAGGAGACCGCUGGUGCACAACCUUUGCCCAAAGGGGGCCACCUUUCCGAGGGGGAGGACGAGGAAGUGCUGAUGUUCGAGCAUCCUCCAAAGAAGGUCAAGCUGGAGGGAGAGAAGAAAGAUGGGGCGGCUGGCGGUCUACAGUGUCCUGACGUCACCCGGAAGAGCUUUAAGGCGCUGACCAGUAAGCGGCCAUUUGAGAAAUAUGGGGAGUAUGAGUUGAAGAUCAAUGCUGAGGGGGGAAAGCCGGUUUGGGCGGUGUGGUGCACGCCAUGCGGGAAGUUUUUCAAGCCCAAUUCCAGCAAUGGCACGCUCAAGAAUUUCGAGGGCCACCUCUCCGGGGCCACUCACGAGGCAUCUCUGGCCAAGGCUGAGAAGAAGGGGAGGGAGGAUGCUGAGAAGGCUGCAACUCUCCUGGCAAAGCGGACCGCCAUGGUGGAGAAACACGAGAGCGACGGUGCUGUCCUGGUCGUUGAGGAGAACUGGCGGUGCACGCUUUGCUCCUUCAGCGGCACCUUUGGCGGGGGGGACACUAUUGCCAACCAUGUCAGGGGUCAGCUUCACCAAGCCGCUGUAGCGGCAGCAGUUAAGGGGAAGCCAGCUGCCCAGAGGAGCAUUGCCGAUGUUUGGAACGUCGCCGCAGCAGAAGGGCGCGUCCAGUAUCCUUUGGGCCAUGCACCUAGCAUCUCCGACAUUCCGUCAGCCCAGCGGCGUGAGCACUUUGCGGCAAUGUGCUGCCAUGGCUUCUAUGCAAAUGAGCUCAAGCUUGGGGAUGAGGUCGUGUCGAUCGCAAGUCUGAAGAACGAUCUGCAUCGGGGGGGGGAGUGGUAUACCGAGCCGGAGUACAUCUUUCAGACUGCUGAGGGGGUCACCGUUGUUGGCACUUUUUGCCAUGUUGACUGCGAACGCUAUGACUGCACAAAGUGCCCCUUGAUUCCACGCUGUCCAGACUUUUGGAGGAGGGUGGAAAGAGCAGCGAAAGCGGAGCUAACGAGGGGGGAGAGGGUUUGUGAGCCAGGGGUGGGGUUUGAGAACCUGCAGCGGGGGGAGUUGAUAGAGUCCCUCAGAGAGUUCCAAAAGCGAUGCCACAGUCUCAGACAGGAGGCUUUCUAUUUGAACUCUUCUCUCACACGUCUUCGAAAGUCUGUCGUGUCUGUUUCCGGAAAGGUGGAGGAAGCGUUGCAUAGUGGUGAUCCCUCUCAGUUGGCCGAGAUGGUUCGGCGUGCGUGUGAUUUGGGCGCGUUCAGUGGGCGGACUCAAUUGUAUAACUUCCUUCUUGACCUCGCAAAGAACCUUGUUAGCGUGACAAAGCAUGAUGGGGACGCAAGGGGAAAGCGCUAUCACAAGAGUACAGUCCUGAUGUUUGAGACGCUUGCGCGCUUUGGCGGACCUCUGGCUCACAAUUUUGCCUCGCUCAACCUUCUUGGGCCUGUUCUAAACACAUCUCUUGCCCAGUAUCGCAAGGAAGCCUUCCACUUCCCUCCAGUCCUUUGCGAAUUGCCCUUCGAGCAGGCUGCCAAAGUGUUGUCAGCUCAUAAGCAGCGUCUUGGUAUUUCAGGACAUGUUCCAAUCGAGUGUAGCGAGGAUGAAACUGCCUCAAUCAGACUGGCCACCUGGCAUCGGGCUUCAGACACGAUAGUGGGGUUUUGCGGAGAACUUCCUGCGGGUUCUGGAGUGCAUUCCUGUUCCUUUGACUGCCAGCCCUCUGCCAGCUCACUCGAGAGCAUUCAACAGGCUUUCAAAAACCUGAAAGUGGGGUCGAUGUCCCGCCUUCUUCUUCUGAAUCCACUAGUUGUGGGGCUCCCACGCCUCGUGUACGCCUUCUUGCCUACCUGCAAUAUGUUCUCGGCAGCCCAAGUGAUGGAGCAGUGGAAAGUUGUGCGCGGCUUUCAUGGAAGUCAUUUGUCUGACAUUGGGCCUCUGAUUUCGCACGCCUCUGACGGCGACAAGCGACGGGUUAGGUGCAUGCUGUCCAGCAUAGGUCGGGGCUCUUACGGUCUUGACCACCCCACCUUUGUGAUGAAAGCCGAAGUCUCCUCUGCUGGUCCAAUCCUGAUGAACCAAGAUCCAAAUCACAACGCUAAGAAGUUGCGAAACUCCAUCCUGAGCUCAACUCGAAACGUAUUCUGGGGUUUGCAUCUUGCUACCAAGAACCACCUAGCCCUUGUUCGAGAGCACUUUACAAGAGAUCAGCAUGGGCUUUUGGAAGAAGACGUUGACGUUAAAGACAAACAGAAUACGGCCGCUGCCCAUCGGCUUGCGUUUCCAAAAGUCAGAGCUUGUCUCGAGAAGGUGUGCGAGGGUUUCGUAGCGACCAAUGGCACUUUCGUGCAGGAGGAUUGUACAGGCACCAUUGCGCAUCUUCUGGUUUUGGGGAUGUAUCUUGAUAUCUUCUUCGGCGCGGGAACACUUUUUGAGCGCAUCAAGAGUGCCUCUUUCGUUGUCCACAUGCUUUUCUUUGCUUCCGAGUUUAUCCGGCAUCGGGGUGCUGGGCACACGUUGAAGGAAAACUGGGUCACUCGCGAGGCGCAGCUGGAUAUGCUCAUUUCCUGCCACGCUGCUGUCAAUCUCAUCCGCCUUAUGCGCGACCGCUUCCCUCACCUUCCUGUCGCUCUUCACUUAUUUGGGACAGAAUGCUGUGAGGAAACCUUCUCGUUGAUUGGGCAAGCGGUUGUUAACAAGCAUAAUUACACUUACGGGGAGGCUCUGGAGCGGUUGUCGCAUAUUGGGCGGACCGCUGCCGUCCAAGUGGACGCGGACUCUCCCUUGUUUGCGUCCAAUCGAAGGCGUAAGAAUCUGUGGCACGAGGGCACUGAGCAGCCAGUGCCGACGGAUCUGACGGCGGUCUUGAGCGACUACGCCUCUGUGAGCGAGCCAAAGGCGCUAAGAGCGUGGGAGCUUGGGUUGGAGUCCGCAAGGGAGAGGGCAUCUAGCCUGGGCAUGCGAGAAGUCCUGGAGGCGGCGAGGAAGUGGGACUCGCCGGUUCCUUUCACUUUGCGCGAAGCUGUCGCCGCUGUGGACUUGUUGCGGACGGAGGAGGAUGAAGGUGAAGAAGCUGGCAGCUCUGAAGCGACCACCGCCGAUGCUGGAGACGCGGCUAGGCUGCCGGACGAUGCAAUCGACGUGCGCGCGGCGGUGUUGGACGCCGCCCAGCAGCUUGGCGAUGAAGAGGGAGACACGGCGGAGGUGGACGGCGGUCGGGCUGCACACGGGAAGGUGCCGUCAACGGUUGACGUUCCUGGGAAAGGGCCCGUGUACAAGAUGCGAGUCAUCUCGGAGCUCAACAAGCACCCGGGGAGUUUGCCGCUAGAUUGGCUGAGGCGAGUUCAGGUGCGCGACACACCGGAGAACACCACCGGUGCUGAUGGCGGCGGAGGCGAGGAGGUUGGACUCUUUGAUGUCGUCGCCGUCUACUUCGUCAACGGUCCGCUUGCGGAAGCGGACUCCCACCAGUGGUACCUCGGGCGCAUCCAGAAGAUGUUCAAGAAGUAUGCUACGGGUGCGCGUGUCGACUAUGUUCUGCCGGUGUCUCUUGGCGACGAGCGGGACCCGGCAGUCCACCUGGUCCUCAAGUACUUUACGCGAACAGGGACCAAGACCUUUGUGUAUGGCGGGCAGGAGGCGGCUGGCGAGGCCGACCCAAUCUCGUUAGGGUCAGUAAUAGGGAACGCAGACCUGCGAAAAGAUGAUCAAGGGUCCGCGUACACCUUGUCAGAUAGCGAUCUGCGGGCGUUUGAGGCAUUUGUCGCUAACGAAGUUCGGAGUCAACAAUUGGCAGCGGGAAGGAGGGCUCGGCCCCCUCCCGGGUCCCAAGCCGCAGAAGCACAGUCUCGGGCAGUGGCUGGUACGUCGACAGACUGUUUGCACAUCAGAAACGGACACGUCCAAAAGCGGCUCAAACAGCCGGGCGUGACGCUACUGGCGGAGAGCAGCAACCCCCUGCAAAGAAGGGAAGACCUUCUGAUCCGCCGCGUACAAGUUGUUUCGAACUCCGACCAGGAAGUCUACUCCCAAGAGCCGGCACAAAAGGCCGACUACACCGUGGAGGACGUCCAGCGCAUCGUGUCAGAGAUCACCUUCGGCAAAACUUUGACACCCUCUGAGCGGCAAGAGCUUGAAGACGUCAUUCGACGUCGGAUCACCAGCUUCAGCCGUUACAAAGAUCAGUCAAUGAAAUUCGGCGUCCCUCGUGUGACGUCAUCUGACACGCCACCAGCCAACAUCACCAUUUCGACUGAAAAGCGGACCGGACUGCCAACCACAGCGGAUCCUGCGGCCAAGAAGCAAAAGCUUCCUGAGGACGCCAAACCUUCAGACGUUGCUGCUGGUCGUGUCUGA